AUGGCAACGACGGAGGCUCUUCAACAACAAAAGCCAUUAGGAGACACUCUGGAGGACCAAAAGACACGACUGGAUCGACAUGGGUAUCUCUUUGGUCAGAAAAUCACACACUCCUUAUCACCGUUCUUACACCAGAUCAUAUACGACCACCUGGGCUUGAAAUGGAGCCAGAUACGGCUCGACUCAGCAGACAUGUCGCAGUUCUUACAACUUGCACAGCAUCCAUCAUUUUACGGUGCCUCCGUCACCAUGCCCAACAAAGUCGCCAUCCUCGCGCACCUGGAUGAAAUGACAGACGAGUGCAGAGACGUCGGCGCCUGCAACACGCUCUUCCUCAAGCAACGCAACGGACACCGCAUCCUCUGCGGCACAAACACCGACGUCGUCGGCAUCAGAGACUCGUUCCACCACAACGUCGCCGACCCCUCGCACACGUUCCACGGCCGCCCGGCCCUCGUCAUCGGCGGCGGCGGCGCAGCCCGGAGUGCCAUCUACGCGCUCCGCAAGUGGAUGCACGUGACGGACAUCUACCUCGUCAACAGGGACAAGAGCGAGGUGGACGCCAUGGUGGCAGACUGCUCCUCGCGCGGAUACGGCCACGGCCUGCGGCACGUCGCGAGCGUCGACGAGGCGCGUGCCGUCGACGGACCGGGCGCCAUCGUCGCCUGCGUGCCCGACUGCGACCCCCGGACGCGCGAGGAGCUCGUGGCGAGACAGGUGGCCGAGGUGUUGAUGGACAAGCGCCACAAGGGCGCCAUGCUGGAGAUGUGCUACAACCCUUCGCCGUUUACGCGGCUGGGCGCCUUGGCCGGGGAAAGGGGCUGGCAGGUGAUUCUGGGCACCGAGGCGCUGAUAUGGCAGGGUCUCGAGCAGGAUAGAUACUGGACCGGCUUGCGGAUCGACCAACUGCCCGUGGCUAAGGUCCAGUCGGCCAUUGGGGAAAAGGUGGCACAGCGGUCGCAGUCGCGCCUGUAG
Metarhizium brunneum ARSEF 3297 is the source of this 975-nucleotide messenger RNA. It is a transcript of the gene qa-3, whose product is annotated as Quinate dehydrogenase. NCBI's taxonomy places the organism in Eukaryota, Fungi, Ascomycota, Sordariomycetes, Hypocreales, Clavicipitaceae. Gene Ontology annotation, biological process: shikimate metabolic process; chorismate biosynthetic process. Gene Ontology annotation, molecular function: shikimate 3-dehydrogenase (NADP+) activity. The record is from RefSeq and is a predicted model, not a curated record.